Molecule: messenger RNA, 321 nt
Organism: Pyrenophora tritici-repentis Pt-1C-BFP
Lineage: Eukaryota; Fungi; Ascomycota; Dothideomycetes; Pleosporales; Pleosporaceae
Source: RefSeq, a predicted model, not a curated record
AUGGUUAUACAUCGAUCUACUGGUACCAAGACGAUCUGGCGGUGCGGGGGCAACCUGACAGUGGUGGAUGCGGUCGUAAUGGUGUAUUCGUUCAAGGGUGUACCUAACGACCCCUCACGUCAGUGCUUCCGCCCGAACCGAAGUUUUGAUAGAAUCUUCCCCACCGCAAGCAUGCUUCCAGGCGGGCAGCUAAACAUGGGUCUGAGCGCUUUGGGACCCGAGAUGAAUCGCGGGUUGCACGCGGGUUCCCUGCCCGCAGCGUGUCAUAUGCGCAGCCACCCGUCCGGUUAUGCACGGAAGCCUUUCAUUUCGCCCCCUUAG